AGAUCAAUUUAACAUGAUAUAAUAAAAAAAAUGUAUACAUGGACAUAGAAAUGAAGCUUAUUAUAUAAUGUUAUGGGCUGCCUUGGCAGAUCAUGUUCUCUUCCAAUAUCCUGUAGAGGCAAGCAGUCAUGGAAACUCUGCGCCUCUGCUUCCACAAUCUCUUAUCCUUCUAUCUCUCCGUCUUCGCCGCCGUUCUCCGUUUGAUUCUCUCCCCUUUACCCUCCAUCAAACGCUUCCCUAUCUUCGUCCCUUUCAUCGACGCUUACAUUUCCCUUUUAUUCCGCUUCUCCAAUCUCUCCCCAUGCACCCUCGAUUUAGACGAGCACACCACUAUCCACUUCUGGGCCCCUAAUCAUCGCCAUUUCAAUAAGCCUAAUCUCGUCUUGAUCCACGGUUACGGCGGCGACGCUAAGUGGCAAUUCAUGUACCAAGUCAAAUCCUUAGCUCAAUCGUUCAAUUUAUAUAUUCCGGACCUUCUCUUCUUCGGGAAAUCGUAUACGACCCGACCCGAACGAACCGAGGAAUUUCAAGCGAAAUGCGUAGUGGAAGGGUUAAAAGGACUGGGAGUGAAAAAGUGUUCAAUGUUUUCUAUUAGCUACGGUGGAUUUGUGGGGUAUAAAAUGGCGGAGAUGUAUCCGGAAAUGGUGGAGAAAGUGGUGAUACUGAGUAGUGGAGUUGGAUGCACGAAAGAACAGAAGGAGGAGCAAUUGAAAAGGAUAGGAAGAGAUCCGGUGGAAUUGCUAAUACCAGCAAAACCGGAGGAUUUGCAUGCGCUGGUGAACAUGUCAAUUUACAAGUAUAACCCUUUUAAGUGGGCCCCUGAUGCUUUUCUCCAGGAAUUCAUCGAUGUAAUGUGCAGAAGUUACCUGAAGGAGAAGCAAGAGCUAGUGUACCACUUGUUGUCCGAUCAUACAGAUUGCAUAUUGCCCAUCUUAACUCAGGAAACGAUGCUUAUUUGGGGUGAUAAAGACAGAGUUUUCCCUCUUAUGUUCGGCCAACAAUUGCAAAGACAUCUUGGGCCUAGAGCGAAACUGGAAAUAAUCAAGAACACAGGACAUGCAGCGAACAUCGAAUCUCCUGAUUCAGUCAAUGCUUUGAUUAAAGCAUUUAUCUUGCAGCGUAACCAAGAAGAGGAGCAUGUCAAGUUCACAUGAUACUUUCAUCAAAGCAUGGACAUAAAUGGUUGCAUCUAGUUGACACAAAGGAAUUAAUCCUGUCAAUGUCGAUGUUACUAAGCUUAUUUAUCUGUUAUUGCCUCCCUGUUUGUAAAUUAUUAACUGUUAAUGGGACUUUCAAGUAUGAAAAACUCUCGUACAAGUUAUUAGA
Messenger RNA from Nicotiana attenuata, 1326 nucleotides. Its product is annotated as 2-hydroxy-6-oxononadienedioate/2-hydroxy-6-oxononatrienedioate hydrolase-like. Bases 129 to 1154 code for a protein of 341 amino acids. The transcript is spliced from 4 exons. The record is from RefSeq and is a predicted model, not a curated record. Lineage: Eukaryota; Viridiplantae; Streptophyta; Magnoliopsida; Solanales; Solanaceae.